Molecule: messenger RNA, 5601 nt
Organism: Pezoporus flaviventris
Lineage: Eukaryota; Metazoa; Chordata; Aves; Psittaciformes; Psittacidae
Gene: VAV2
Product: vav guanine nucleotide exchange factor 2
Exons: 28
Coding region: 308-2914 (868 amino acids)
Biological process (GO): intracellular signal transduction; cell migration; regulation of GTPase activity
Cellular component (GO): cytoplasm
Molecular function (GO): guanyl-nucleotide exchange factor activity; protein binding
Source: RefSeq, a predicted model, not a curated record
GAGCCCCCGCUUUGUUCCGGGGGGAUGCGGCGCGCGUAGAGCCGGGGGGCGGAGGGGCCGCGGCGGGGGCAGGGGCUGCCCUCGGCCGGAAAACUCCGCGCCGCCCCUCUUCCUCCUCCUCCUCCUCUUCCUCCUCCUCCUCCUCCGCAGAGCCCCGGCGCGGAGCGAUGCUUCCUCGGGCGGCGGGCGGCGAUGGAGCGGGGCGGUAGCGCGGUGCCGCGGAGCAGAGCAGCCGCCCGCUGCCCCUGAGCGGCGGCCGCAGGAGGAGGAGGAGGAGGAAGGCCGGAGCGCGAGCACGGCGGCGGCCAUGGAGGAGUGGCGGCAGUGCGGCCGCUGGCUGAUCGACUGCAAAGUUUUGCCCCCCAACCACCGGGUGGUCUGGCCAUCGGCCGUGGUCUUCGACCUGGCGCAGGCGCUGCGGGACGGGGUCCUGCUCUGCCAGCUGCUGCACAACCUCUCCCCCGGCUCCAUCGACCUCAAGGACAUCAACUUCAGGCCCCAGAUGUCCCAGUUUCUCUGCUUGAAGAACAUCCGAACCUUCCUCAAAGUGUGUCAUGACAAAUUUGGGUUAAGAAACAGUGAUCUGUUUGAUCCCUUCGACCUCUUCGACGUACGGGAUUUUGGAAAGGUGAUCUCUGCAGUAUCCAGACUCUCCUUCCACAGUAUUGCUCAAACCAAAGGAAUUAGACCCUUCCCGUCGGAGGAGACCACGGAAAAUGAUGACGAUGUGUAUCGGAGCUUGGAGGAGCUGGCAGAUGAGCAUGACCUGGGGGAGGAUAUUUACGACUGCGUCCCCUGCGAGGAUGAAGGCGAUGAUAUCUAUGAAGAUAUCAUCAGAGUGGAAGUUCAGCAGCCCAUGAAAAUGGGAAUGACAGAAGAUGACAAAAGAAAUUGCUGUUUGCUAGAAAUCCAAGAAACUGAGGCCAAGUACUACAAAACACUUGAGGAUAUAGAAAAGAACUAUAUGAACCCACUGCGGCUGGUACUGACUCCCCAAGACAUGGAAGCUAUCUUUAUCAAUUUGGAGGACCUAAUUAAAGUGCACUUCAGUUUCCUGAGAGCCAUCGACGUCUCUAUGAUGUCUGGAGGAAGCAGCCUGGCAAAAGUGUUUCUGGAAUUCAAAGAGAGGCUGCUGAUUUACGGCAGGUACUGCAGCCACAUGGAGUACGCCCAGAACACGCUCAACCACCUCCUGGCCAACAGGGAGGACGUCAGGCAGAAGGUGGAGGAAUGCACACUAAAGGUCCAGGAUGGGAAAUUUAAAUUGCAAGACCUGCUGGUGGUUCCAAUGCAAAGAGUUUUGAAAUACCAUCUCCUGUUAAAAGAGCUGCUCAGUCAUUCAUCAGACCGGCCGGAGAAGCAGCAGCUGAAGGAGGCUCUGGAGGCAAUGCAGGACUUGGCCAUGUACAUAAAUGAAGUAAAGAGAGACAAAGAGACGCUAAAGAAAAUAAGUGAAUUUCAGAGCUCUAUAGAAAAUCUGCAAGUGAAGCUGGAGGAGUUUGGGAGGCCGAAGAUCGAUGGCGAGCUGAAGGUCCGCUCCAUAGUCAACCACACCAAGCAGGACAGGUAUUUAUUUUUAUUUGAUAAAGUGGUGAUCGUCUGCAAAAGGAAAGGAUACAACUAUGAGCUGAAAGAAAUUAUUGAGCUGCUCUUCCACAAGAUGACUGAUGACCCUAUGAAUAACAAGGACAUUAAGAAGUGGUCAUAUGGCUUCUACCUAAUCCACCUCCAGGGGAAGCAGGGCUUCCAGUUCUUCUGCAAGACGGAGGAAAUGAAGAGGAAGUGGAUGGAGCAGUUUGAAAUGGCAAUGUCCAACAUAAAGCCAGAGAAAGCCAAUGCAAACCACCAUAACUUCCAGAUGUACACAUUUGAGAAGACCACCAACUGCAAAGCCUGCAGGAUGUUCCUGAGAGGAACCUUCUACCAGGGCUAUCUUUGCCCCAGGUGUGGAGCGGGUGCUCAUAAGGAGUGCUUGGAGAUAAUUCCUCCCUGCAAAAUCGGUUCUUCAGCAGACCAGGACUCACUGAGUGCUGGACCUGGUCCUAAAAUAGUGGCGGUUCAGAACUACCACGGCACCCCUGCCCCCCCCGGGAAACCCGUGCUGACGUUUCAGAUUGGGGACGUGAUCGAGCUGCUGAGGGGGGACCCCGACUCGCCCUGGUGGGAGGGGCGGCUGCUGCAGACAAAGAAGUCGGGUUAUUUCCCCAGCUCAUCGGUAAAGCCGUGCCCCGUUGAUGCCCGGCCUCCCAACAGCCGGCCGCCCUCGCGUGAGAUCGACUACACGGCGUACCCAUGGUUUGCAGGGAACAUGGAGCGGCAGCAGACAGACAACCUGCUCAAGUCCCACGUCAGCGGCACCUACCUGAUCCGGGAGCGGCCGGCUGAGGCCGAGCGCUUUGCCAUCAGCAUUAAGUUCAACGAGGAGGUGAAGCACAUCAAGGUGGUGGAGAAGGACAACUGGAUUCACAUCACGGAAGCUAAGAAGUUUGAAAGCUUGCUGGAGCUGGUCGAGUACUACCAGAGCCAUUCACUGAAGGAGAGCUUCAAGCAGCUGGACACGACGCUGAAAUACCCCUAUAAGUCCCGGGAGCGCUCUACCUCCAGGACCUUCACCCGCUCUCCAGCCUCCUGCGCUUCCUACAACUUUUCUUUUCUCAGUCCUCAGGGCCUCAACUUUUCUUCUCAGAGCUCCUCCAGUCCCUUCUGGUCAGUGUUCACCCCACGGGUCAUAGGGACGGCAGUGGCACGGUACAACUUCGCCGCGCGGGACAUGCGGGAGCUGUCGCUGCGGGAGGGUGACGUGGUGAAGAUCUACAGCAGGAUCGGCGGGGACCAGGGAUGGUGGAAGGGGGAAACCAAUGGAAGAGUUGGCUGGUUUCCCUCCACGUAUGUGGAAGAGGAGGGCGUGCAGUGACUGCGGGAUGUCGGACGGAUGUCGCCAGUGCCUGGAGUGGGCUGCUGCAGCCCGUGCACACUUGUCCCAGUGCCGUGGCUCCCAUGGGACACGGCUGGACGCCUCCCGGGACUGCUCCCGCAGACUUUAGCUGUUCCUCUGUACAGUGCGCGCGGCCACCGGCCUCGCUCCUCCUACAUGUAUAGAAGAUUGAUGGUCUGUCGGAUAACAUUGGAGUAGCAGCUGCUGAAGAGUACCGGGAAAGCCGUGCUCCCCUGCAUGGACAGAGCUGAGAGACUCUGUGCAGUGCCCACCAGAGGAUGGGGUCCAAGCCCUUGCCAGUAAAGGUGUUUAAAUGCCACCAUGGUGAUGGUGGUGGGAGGGUGAGGUUGAAGCUUUGCGCCUGGGCUGGUGCCUGGGUGCGCCAAGGUGAGAAUUUGGGGGUUUCUCUGGGGAGGGAGCAACUCAGCCCUGAGGAGGCGAUGUGGACCCACACAUACUCUGCUUAGGGAGCUCCCCGGUCACGGUUUUGGCAGCACCGUGUUGCUGCCGGGCGAGGGGCAGAGUGGGGACACCCAGCCCGGGAGCAGGGAAGGGCUGUUGCUCGUCUCAGAAGGAUGCCACCCAUGCAACCAGGAACGCGUUCUGACCAUCAGAUGUAGGCUGGAAAUGGAUGUCCAGGUCAGACAGGAGGGGAAAGAGCCGCUUUGACACCCCCAGCCUGUUUUUGUUACAACUGCUCUCAGUCCCACCAGCCUUGCUGCGGGCAGUGGGGACAGCCAGGGGUGUGAACUGUCCCACUGGUGAGCAGGAGGUCUCGGCACACUGCAGGACUGAAGAUCUGCUCUGCCCCACAGGGUUUCGGGGACCAGCAGGUAUACAAACAGGAGUGGAUGGGAGUGUGUAUCCGUGGGUAUGUCCAUCACUUGCUCCCAGCUUGGUUCUGCUGUAGGCAGGCCCCUCCGAGCCAGGCUGGCUCUUGUUGGAGCUGUGACAUGUCCCACCUUGCUGAGCUCAGAGGGACCAACCCACUUGAUAAGGGCUAAGGGAUGAACUGAUUGCUCUCGCAGAGUUGUGGAAGCAUCUCUUCUUCUCCAGCUGUGUGCAGUUUUGGGGGCAGUGAACAUUGCCUCUCUUCCUCCCACAGGCUGUCACUGCUGCUGCUGUCAAGUAAAGGUCCCUCUAUCUUGGCAUUGCUGCUCUGUCCUGAGCACUGUCCAUCUGAGUCCGUUCUUUCCAAAGUGCAGCUCCAAAGUUGGUAGGCAGAGCUGCCAGGUGGAAAUCCCAGCCAUCCUCUUCUGUCGGGAACUGGUUUUGCUCUCCAGCUCCAGAACUUACUUCCAGAAUGCAAAUAUGAACAAAUAUGUGUGUAGGAGGGUGACAGGGAACAACUUUUUUCUAUCCAGUAUCUGAGCCCCAGGGAUGUUUUCCAGCCUCUCUGGGUGGCAUUUUGAGCUGGUGGUUCCAUGCCCUGAUGCUGUUCCCCUGUCACUAGUGGUGGUCCUGCCAUAGGGCAGCUCUUGGCACUACACUGGUUCACUGGGAGAUGCCAGUGUUGGGUGGGUGAGUGAUCCUGAUGGCCUCAGUCCCUGGCAUGGGGGGUACCACAGCUGCAUCCAAAGCCUUGCCGCAAAUGGAGCAGCAAGGGAUAAUAAAUGGAAGAGUCUGGGGCUCUCAAGACAAAGGGAAAGAUAGUAACUUGGAAAUUAAGUGUUGUUGCUCAGUGACAAGCCCAGAGCAGCCCCAGUUUGGUGCCCAUUCACCCUGGAGCCCCGUGGGUGCCCCAGUUCUGGGUGCUGCAGGGCCUGGCUGAGGCAGAUGCACACUAGGGUCUUGCUCUGUGAGGUGAUGGAGAUGAAGAUGGGACUCAGCGCUUCCCCAAGCUACUGUUUGGUGUUAACCUCUCCCAGCUCAGCUUGGGGUGCACUCAGGAGGAGCAGCCAGGUGGGAGCUGGCAAUGCCCUGCUCCUCCUGUGCAAAGCAAAGGGCCCUUCUCCACUCUUGUAGCUGUGCUGAAGCCAGGGGUGUAUUUAAGUUGGAUGGGAUGCACGCACACACACACACACACAAGACAAAUGAUGGCUCAUGUUAUGCCUCAGAUCCUAAAGCCUUACACAACCCUCCUGUUGAACGUGGCCGGUUCUGUAAGGGCAUCCCCCUGGAUGAGCACGUGCCCCAUCACGGGGACCUUGGAGCCCCGGAGGGGUCCCCAACCUCAGCUGCUGCCCGUGCUCCCUUCCCAGCCCCUUCCCUGUGGAGAGCUCCCUCCCGUGUUUACUGUUGUAAGAAACUUGUUAAAAAGAUUGUUUUGUUUGUAAGUAAUUAUUCAGCCAUUUGCCACAAUAUAUAUCUGUGAAUAAGAAAGGGAAAUCUUUUUUUAUGAUGGUGAGAAAAUUGUAUAUAUUUUAGUUCAUCGCAGGUCAUUCAAAUUUGCAAUGGGAUACGUUGGAAAAUAAUAUGUAAAUUCCUUGGGUCUUUCCUUUGCACUGCACUAAGUGGGGGAGGGUGGAGGGGAUUUAAAGAUAAAACCGUUUGUUUAUGGAAUAGUUUAUAGCAGGGAAUUUGGAAAUCAUUUGGAAUAGUUUGUAAUGCUGGAAUAGAAACUUUAGCUGCUACUUAGAAACCCUUUUGCAUGUGGUUUUUCCAGACUUUUUUUAGUUACCGUACAUCAAAUUCCACAACAAAAAAAUAAAGUGUAAUUUUGCUGA